UUUCGGGUUCAACCAGAGAGAACAAUGGAGUGUUGUCAAUAGAAGUGACAGCCACCCACAAUAAAAUACUCGCCACGGUCUGUUUUCGUUCCAUUCUGUUCCAGUAGAAAUUGUGUUUCCGCGUCAACAGUGUUUGAACGAAACGGAUUUCUAACCCAAACAACCGAAAUUGUUUAUUCAACUACGAUUUUACAUCAAGAAGAGCAUCAACAUGACUUCCCAGUGUCGCCAGAACUAUCACACCGAGUGCGAGGCCGCUGUAAAUAAGCAGAUCAACAUGGAGCUGUAUGCUUCGUAUGCGUAUCAAUCCAUGGCUUUCUACUUUGAUCGUGAUGAUGUAGCAUUACCAGGUUUUUACAAGUUCUUCAAGGACUCUUCUGAUGAGGAACGUGAGCAUGCAGAAAAGUUAAUGAAGUUCCAGAACAAACGUGGUGGACGUGUUGUCUUGCAGAAUAUCACAAAACCAGAACGUGACGAGUGGGGCACUGGACUGGAUGCUAUGCAGGCUGCAUUGGCUUUAGAGAAGAAUGUCAAUCAGGCUUUGUUAGAUUUACACACAGUUGCCGAGGGUCAUGGUGAUUCCCAGAUGAUGGACUUUAUUGAGGAAAGCUACUUGGAAGAACAGGUUGAAUCUAUAAAGAAGAUAUCCGAUUAUGUAACAAACCUGAAACGAGUUGGUCAAGGUUUAGGAGAGUACAUGUUUGAUAAAGAGCUCCGGUCUUAAAUAUCUUCACAGAACGUGGGAUCUGGGACAGUAUUAUCUCGUUUGCUCAAGGCCUUGAAACUCCAGUUGAAGUAAUCAGGAUCGUAGAUGAUUUUUUUUAUUGGCAAUUGUACCAUUUAUAUUGGUCUUGGAUGCAAAGAGGCAUAGUAUUUUCAAAGCUGGGUACAUCAGAUUUUUCUGUCUCCUAAGAUUGUAUGUAAAGGAAUAAGUGUAAAAUAAAGUGUAGUUCAAGAAACUGUA
Molecule: messenger RNA, 964 nt
Organism: Saccoglossus kowalevskii
Lineage: Eukaryota; Metazoa; Hemichordata; Enteropneusta; Harrimaniidae
Product: soma ferritin-like
Biological process (GO): intracellular iron ion homeostasis; iron ion transport
Cellular component (GO): cytoplasm
Molecular function (GO): ferrous iron binding; ferric iron binding
Source: RefSeq, a predicted model, not a curated record